This is a messenger RNA of Penicillium expansum, 687 nucleotides long. RefSeq names its product BTB/POZ domain-containing protein. The transcript is spliced from 2 exons. The record is from RefSeq and is a predicted model, not a curated record. NCBI's taxonomy places the organism in Eukaryota, Fungi, Ascomycota, Eurotiomycetes, Eurotiales, Aspergillaceae. Gene Ontology annotation, molecular function: protein binding. Bases 1 to 687 code for a protein of 228 amino acids.
AUGGCAUCAGCUAGGAACUCCUCCUUGUUUUGCCAGGCACUAGGUGGUAUUCUUAUGGAGGAUCGUUUCUCGGAUGUGACCAUUGUCUGCCAGGACGUGACUUUCAAGGCCCAUUGCUCCAUCAUCUGCACACAGUCUCACUUUUUCGAUGCCGCCCUUAAACAUAACUUUCAGGAAUCCAUCAGCAGGACCUUCAACCUACCUGAGGACGACCCGGAGACCAUCAGACGAGUCCUCUGCUUCCUCUACCAGCAGACUUACGAUGGUAAUGACCAAGAGGGAGAGCCAAAAUGCAACAUUUCAGGCAACUAUGAGAACCUAUUAAGCGGGCUUGAACACAGAAGGGCUGCCAGUGCUUGCAACAACCUCUCUGUCUACCUUGCGGCCGACAAAUUUGGCAUCUUUCUUCUCAAGGAGUUUGCUUUGUACAAGCUUUCUGCGUGGCUCGAAAGAUACUACAUGUCAUCAUCGUUCCCGAGAAUUGUUCUCCAAAUCAUGGUAUCAAUGCUUCCUCAUGACUCCAGUCUUCUCAAUGUACUCGUGGACGUCAUUUCGGGCAACUUCUAUGAACUUAGCUGCAACAAGGAGAUCCUGGAUAUUAUCCGAGAUCACGGUGAACUCGCAUCUCUCAUUAUUGCGAGAGUCGUAGAGAAAAAAUCCCAAGACUGCCCAUUGACAAGGAUAUGA